UCAAAACCCGUUACUUUAUUUUUAUACGCAGGAUGUCUCCUAUUUUCUUUAGAUGUUCUAAAACUCAUCGCCAGUGAAGAACCCGCACACGUGAGCAAGGGAAGAAACGCAGUCAUGGCAAUCAGAUGACGAAGAAAAUCGUAACUUAUAAAUGGAACGCUGGAGUGGAGUUUUGAGAGUCCCACUGCAUCCUAACAGCAGGACAUUCCAUAGAGUUGGUGCAUCUCUCUGCCUUUCUCCUGAAACCAGAACUCUGCGUGUACCUAUAGCCAAUGCCAUCUUUUUCUGUGGUGAUCGAGCUGAAGGGACUGGUAACCCAGUGAUAGAGAGACUAUCAGAUUUACAGAAACUAUCUGAAAUUGUUGUGUCCAAAUUUGGUUCCUUCAUCAAUGCUUGGGUUAUUGAGGCUUCUGUUUUUAAUGGACCUUUUGCUGUCUAUAAGGACUUCAUACCAUCCGUGAAUCAAUAUGGAGAGCCAAGGUCAUACCAUCCAGUUGGAUUCCCUGCGUCUGCAUCAACUAUCUCACUCUUAUCUAAUUGCUUGGAAGAAGUAAAAAAAGUCAUUUUAGGGACACAGGUAGAUACCAAGUCUGGCUGCACUCCUUCCUUUUGUUUCUCUCAGCCUAAGACAUUCAUCCUUGGUUUUAGCAAAGGUGGAACUGUGCUUAACCAGAUAGUUACUGAGCUUGGCUUCUCAGAUAUUGGAUCUAAUGCAAAUUCACCCAGUAUGGGGCAGCCUAUGGACAGAAAGUUCAGUGAAUCUGAGGAGAUUUAUGUGGUACCUAAAACAAGGGAAGGCCUACUGAACAGCAUCAGCGAGAUUCAUUAUGUUGAUGUUGGUCUGAACUCUGCUGGGGCAUACUUAACUAACCAUGAUGUGUUUGAGAGAAUCUCUAAAAGGCUCAUGCAAGGAGCUCCUCCACUCCGUUUUAUCCUUCAUGGAACUCCGAGACAAUGGAGUGACAGGCAGCGUGGCUGGAUAUUGAAUGAAAAGGACAAAAUGCUGAAUCUGCUUGAAUCUGAAACCCCUAAGAGUGGGGCAAAAUUAAAAGUAUUGGCAAGGUAUUAUUUUGCUGAUAAGCCUCCAAGUAUGCAGAUGCACUUUGAAAUAAUAGAAAUUUUAGACAUCAGUUAGUACUUCAGACUUAAUAGGCCAACUGAAAAAUAUCUAGAUUAUGAGGAUGAAUGUAAAUAAAUUAUGUUUACUGCUGGAAUGUUACAAAGAAAAGGUUAACGUGACUAGUAUUCUCUUACCUAAGCUAGAAACUGAUUCAAAUUUCACAAAAUGUGUCGCAUGUAACAUGAAGUUCACAUGUAAAUAUGAGAGUAAAAGCAUUAAUAUAUA
Molecule: messenger RNA, 1345 nt
Organism: Cajanus cajan (pigeon pea)
Lineage: Eukaryota; Viridiplantae; Streptophyta; Magnoliopsida; Fabales; Fabaceae
Cellular component (GO): mitochondrion
Source: RefSeq, a predicted model, not a curated record